GGGGAGCGGACAGUCUGGUGCUGAAUGGGCGCGAGCGCUGCGCCGGGGGCGGGCGGGGGCGCGGGGCCCUGGACUGGAGGCCGGCCGGCGCCCCCUCCCUAGCAUGCGGACGAAGGCGGCCGGCGGCGCGGAGCGGCGUCCCCUGCAGCUGCGAACGGAGGCGGCGGCGGCGGCGGCACCUGCCGGCCGAGCAAUGCCCAGUGAGUAUAACUGUGUGAAACUGAGGAGUGAUUGCUCAAGACCCUCUCUGCAAUGGUACACCCGAGCUCAAAACAAGAUGAGAAGACCCAACCUGUUGUUAAAAGACAUCCUCAAGUGUAUAUUGCUUGUGUUUGGCGUGUGGAUCCUUUAUAUCCUCAAGUUAAAUUAUACUACCGAAGAAUGUGACAUGAAAAGAAGGCAUUACGUAGACCCGGACCGUGUAAAGCUAAAAACCACAUAUCACCCUGAGGACUGCAUUUUUUGCUGUGUAGUUAAUUAUGGCCAAAUGUGCUUCUCUCUGACUCUGCAGACCUGCGCUCACAUAGCUAAGAGAGCUCAGAAAUAUGCUCAGCAAGUCUUGCAGAAGGAAUGCCGACCGAAGUUUGCGAAGAAGUCCAUGGCGCAGUUGUUUGAGCACAGGUACAGCAUGGACUUACCACCUUUCGUGAAGGAGGCCCCCAAAGUGAAUGAAGCCGAGUACAAGUACGAUCCUCCUUUUGGAUUCCGGAGGUUCUCCAGCCAAGUCCAGAGCCUCUUGGAGAUAUUGCCUGAGCACGACAUGCCUGAACACUUAAAAGCAAAGAGCUGUAGGCGUUGUGUGGUUAUCGGAAGCGGCGGGAUACUGCACGGACUAGCACUGGGCCAUGCCCUGAACCAGUUUGAUGUUGUGAUAAGGUUAAACAGUGCACCAGUUGAGGGAUAUUCAGAGCAUGUUGGUAAUAAAACUACCAUAAGGAUGACUUACCCAGAGGGUGCGCCACUGUCUGACCUUGACUAUUAUUCCCAUGACUUGUUUGUUGCUGUUUUAUUUAAGAGUGUUGACUUCAACUGGCUUCAAGCAAUGGUGAAAAAUGAAACCCUGCCAUUUUGGGUGCGACUCUUCUUUUGGAAGCAGGUGGCGGAAAAAAUCCCACUACAGCCAAAACAUUUCAGGAUUUUGAAUCCAGUUAUUAUCAAAGAGACUGCCUUUGACAUCCUUCAGUACUCAGAGCCCCAGUCAAGGUUCUGGGGCCGAGAUAAGAACGUCCCCACCAUUGGUGUAAUUGCUGUUGUCUUAGCCACACAUCUGUGUGAUGAAGUCAGUUUGGCAGGCUUUGGAUAUGACCUCAAUCAACCCAAAACACCUUUGCACUACUUUGACAAUCUCUGCAUGGCUGCCAUGAACUUUCAGACCAUGCAUAAUGUGACAACAGAGACCAGGUUCCUCCUAAAGCUGGUCAAAGAGGGCGUGGUGAAGGACCUCAGCGGAGGCAUCCAUUGUGAAUUCUGAACACAGAGAAACCUCACUUGAAAAUGCAGCUCUGACUCUGAAGGCUGUUUUUCCUAGCCUUCUUGAUCCAUUUCAUCCUGCAAAUACUUUGAAGUGCAGCUGGUGUUUUUAACUUUUAAUUUAAAAAAAAAAAAAAAAAGUUUAGCUCUUCCCAUUUUGCCCCCCCCCCCACCUAUUUAUUUGAGGUCAGUGUUUUUGCACAAACUUUUGUAAGUUAAUUUUGAGAAUUGAAUGGGAAAGACUUUUCAAAGAGACUUGUAUGUAAUGAUGUUUUAUUGAAUUUUAAGAACGUUAUUUAAUUUGUAAAAACUCUGUCCAUGUCUACUGCACACAGAAUACCAGGUAAUUAAGUGGAAGGAGAAUGGAGGUCACUCCUUUGAUGAGAGUCCUGAAUGCCUGAUUCUGGUUCCUUGUUACUGUUUGGUAGGACAGAUGUCGGGGGCACUUCCAGGAUGAUGUGCUCAGUAGCUAAACCACUAGUCCUGGUUUGGCCAUGCUGCUGCGUGAGGCCUGGGCCAGUUGGAGAAGUUCACGGUCGCUUUCUGUUGUCGGGUCUGCCUUCUGUCAGAAGACUUGCAGGAAACAACCAGGGGAAACAACGUCCGUGGUCGGGGAGGGACACAGAAGACAUUUUCUAGGUCUCCUGCAUUCUCUGAAGCCACCUUAGGGAACAGAAGCCACCGCCUUCCCUGAAAUGAUGACAACUCUUGAAUUUCUUGAGGCUUUUUUUUUUUUACUGCCCUUCCCAAGCACUUCAGCGUUAACCUGAGGUGUCCCACUGUCUGCCUGAGGUGGCUUAUCAAAAUUAGGGUAUAAUCUUUGUUAUCCAGAGUUAUAGAAGAAUAAACCCUUUCCAAGAAUAAUCAUGUCUUCUGAAACACUAAAAUAAAUUGCCUAUUUAAAAAAAAAUUGGGGGGGGGGACGCCUGCACGGCUCAGUUAAGUGUCCGACUCUUGAUGCCCACAGGUUCGUGAGAUCAAGCCCCACUUGGGAUUCUCUCCCCCCACUCUCUGCCCCUCCCCUGCUCACACUCCCACUCUCUGUCUCAAAGAAAACAUCAACUUAAAAAAAUUUUUUGUCAUGCCUACCUGGCAGUGUGUUCCAGAUAGUGUGCUAAAAAUUUUUAAAAAGAAUUAAAAAAGAAGCUUUUGAGGAGCUCCCACAGUCUACUUAAUUUGAGUCUCAAAAAAAAAAAAAAUGUCUGUAAUCUGCCUGAAAUGUCCUUGGUGGCUGCCAGGUGGGGACCUCAGUGUGGGAUGCUGUCAGUGAGUGACAGAGGGACUGCAUCCCAUACAGCACAGGGACUGCCGGAGAGAUGUUGAGUGGUGAGGGGCGGUGGCUUCCUCCCAGAGAACAGGCUCAUUCCAGCUUCUGUCUGUUAAUUGGUCCUGUCCUUGUCAUCAGAAGAUCUGCAUCUAGUGUGCUCCCUCCCUGCCACAUCUGGGUUCUCAUUUCUCCUCGUGCUCCCGCAGCCCAGCCCCUCUGUAUCUUUGCAUCUGCUGCAUCCCGACCGCGUGCAGGGGGAGGGGCCAGUCCUAACAGACAGGCACCCUUGGAUUUCCAGGGCCCUGGGGUCAAGCUUGGAGCCGGCAGCAUAGCAAAAUAGUAACUCUCUGGGUGGGAGACUGAAAAUUUUUUAUGGGUUUUGCUUUCUAUUUUAUCAAAUACUGUUUAAGAGGAACUGCUUUGAAAUUUUCACCAGCUAAAUGACUUAGCUUUGAAAAUUGAGACUCGGGAAGAUGGUCCACGGCUGUCCUGUGUGACCCAGGUAAGGCCAGGCCUAUACCACCCAUCUCCAGCCCCUCAUCCUCCAGGGGCUACUUGAAGCCUCAAUUUUUUUUUUUUUUUUUAACAAUUUAACAAAAGCCAGAGUUUGGAACCUCCUUAGACACCUUUCCCAGCGUUGUGAGCACUUGCACACGGGCCCCUGUGGAUUCGUGUCCCACGGCCCUGCAAGGCUGCUGGGAGGUGUGUAGUUCCACGCCCAGCACUUGGCCAGCGUUCGACCACUGUCAGGCCUGGCCCCCUCCCCACCCCUCCCCUGGAUGUCCUUUUUGUGUCCUUACAUUGCUUUACCUGUGCCUCCUGCAUUUUAAUUACUGGCAGAGGGUAAGUGCCCUGAGUGAAUAAAAAGGCAUGAUUUUUUCAAAGAC
This is a messenger RNA of Leopardus geoffroyi (Geoffroy's cat), 3624 nucleotides long. It is a transcript of the gene ST3GAL5, whose product is annotated as ST3 beta-galactoside alpha-2,3-sialyltransferase 5. The coding region runs from base 104 to 1471 and encodes 455 amino acids. The record is from RefSeq and is a predicted model, not a curated record. Gene Ontology annotation, molecular function: lactosylceramide alpha-2,3-sialyltransferase activity. NCBI's taxonomy places the organism in Eukaryota, Metazoa, Chordata, Mammalia, Carnivora, Felidae. The transcript is spliced from 8 exons.